Messenger RNA from Bombina bombina (fire-bellied toad), 4833 nucleotides. It is a transcript of the gene PAM, whose product is annotated as peptidylglycine alpha-amidating monooxygenase. The coding region runs from base 525 to 3035 and encodes 836 amino acids. Gene Ontology annotation, biological process: peptide metabolic process. The record is from RefSeq and is a predicted model, not a curated record. NCBI's taxonomy places the organism in Eukaryota, Metazoa, Chordata, Amphibia, Anura, Bombinatoridae. Gene Ontology annotation, cellular component: membrane; extracellular region. Gene Ontology annotation, molecular function: peptidylglycine monooxygenase activity; protein binding; copper ion binding. The transcript is spliced from 24 exons.
UACAGAGGCGGGGCGAGGACUAGAGCUGAAAUGCUGGUUGAUGAACCAGUGAUACAGGAACUAGUGGGGAUACAGAGUCCGAUACAACAGUUUGACCGAGUGUACCCACACCCCGAGUAACUCUGUAAACGGACGGCUCGCAUUGAACACGGAUGCUGCUGCUGCUGUCUGUGAGGCCAUUCAGAGAGUACUGUAAUUGUGGCUGAUCUGUUUAAGUUACUCCUUCAGGGAACAAACCCUGCGGGGAAGCUGGGCAACGUAUCCUGCACCUCUUCACUGGACUCCAGUUACUGCCUGGGCAUAAAUCAGAGGAUGCUUCUUUCUGGCUAAUAACAGACAAUUGAAUUCCAUUGUAGUUCACCUCAGAUCAUUUCACCUUCCUAGUACGAAUGGGCUGUCAGCUGCCCUAGGAUGCCUGCAGGGCGAAUUCUAAUCAACUAGUGGGUUGAUACAAGGCUCCUAAUUACCAGGAUUAUAGCACUGUCUUCAGUUGCUCUUCUAACAGACAGGACAGCGGGGUGAACAUGGCUAGUCCUAUUAGCAGCGUGAUCUUACUGUUGCUUAUAUUUCAAUACAGCUGUUAUGGUUUCAGGAGCCCUUUGUCAGUUUUUAAAAGGUAUCAGAGGUCACCACAGCAUGUUUCUAAUGACUGUGCAGGCACAACAAGACCUGUAAUGUCGCCAGACUCUUCAUCUUAUACAUUGGACAUACGAAUGCCAGGAGUAACGCCGCCAGAGUCUGACACCUAUUUCUGCAAGUCGUACCGUCUGCCAGCGGAUGAUGAAGCCUAUGUAGUUGACUAUAAACCUCAUGCAAAUAUGGAAACCGCACAUCACAUGCUUCUCUUUGGAUGCAACAAACCCUCUUCAACUGAAGACUUCUGGGAUUGUGGGGCUGGAAUCUGCUUAGAUAAAUCUAACAUUAUGUAUGCUUGGGGACGAAACGCACCACCAACCAAACUUCCUGAAGGUGUUGGAUUUAAAGUUGGAGGGAAGUCCGGCAGUAAAUAUUUUGUACUCCAAGUCCAUUACGGUGAUGUUAAGGCUUUUGCAGAUAAGCAUAAAGACUGCACAGGGCUAACUGUAACGAUAACUCCAGAAAGACAGCCAUUGAUUGCAGGCAUUUAUCUCUUGAUGUCUAUGGAAACUGUAAUUCCACCAGGAGAAAAGACUGUUAAUUCUGAUGUUGCCUGUGUGUACAGAAAUCCUACAAUGCAUCCAUUCGCUUACAGAGUUCACACUCAUAGUUUAGGUCAAGUCGUAAGUGGAUUCAGAGUCAGAAAUGGCAAGUGGAGUUUAAUUGGUAGACAAAGCCCUCAAUUACCACAGUCAUUUUAUCCUGUAGAACACUCACUUGAGGUCAGCCCUGGUGAUAUUUUGGCGUCCAGAUGCGUAUUCACUGGAGAAGGAAGAACAACAAAAACAUAUAUAGGGAGCACAACUAAUGAUGAAAUGUGUAAUAUGUACAUUAUGUAUUAUAUGGAUGCUGCACAUUCAAAUUCAUACAUGAUCUGUGAACGAACUGGAACCCCAGAACUUUUUGAGACUAUCCCCCCGAUAGCAAAUAUACCAAUACCUUAUAGUCCUGAGAUGAUGAUGAUGUCACACGGACAUCAUAAUGAAGAUGUCCAGAAAUCAGGGGGGAAAACAGUACUUCAGCAGCCAAAACGAGAGGAGGAAGAAGUGCUAGAUCAGGAUUCUCAUCUAGAAGAGGUUGUGGACUGGCCUGGAUUGAACCUCAAAUUAGGACAGGUGUCCGGGUUAGCUCUGGACGCUAACAAUAAUUUAGUUAUUUUCCACAGGGGCGAUCAUGUAUGGGAUGAAAACUCAUUUGAUACAGAGUUUAUUUAUCAACAAAGAGGACUUGGACCUAUUGAGGAAAGCACCAUUCUUGUUGUCCACCCAAACAGCUCAAGCAUACUCCAGGGAACAGGCAAAAAUCUUUUUUAUUUGCCACAUGGUAUAACAGUUGACAAAGAUGGGAACUACUGGGUCACUGAUGUUGCUCUUCAUCAGGUGUUUAAGUUGGCGCCACACAGUAAUGCGUUGCCCCUUUUAACUUUGGGUAAAGCUUUUCGACCAGGAAGUGAUGAGAAACAUUUCUGUAAGCCAACCGAUGUUGCAGUGGACCCAAUAACUGGUAACUUCUUUGUAUCGGAUGGCUACUGCAACAGUCGGAUCAUGCAGUUUUCACCAAAUGGAAUGUUCAUCAUGCAGUGGGGAGCAGGAUCUAGUGGACGGUUCCACAUCCCGCACAGUCUGACUUUGGUGCACGACCACAGUCAGUUAUGUGUAGCUGAUAGGGAGAAUGGACGGAUUCAGUGCUUCCUUUCUGAAACUGGGCGCUUUGUGAGAGAAAUCAAACACAAGGAGUUUGGAAGACAAAUGUUUGCUGUCUCAUAUGUACCAGGUGGACUGUUGUUUGCUGUGAACGGAAAACCACAACGUGGUGACUCUGCACCAUUGCAAGGCUUUGUAAUGAAUUUUUCUAGUGGAAAUAUCAUAGAUACCUUUACUCCUAUUAGUAAGCCCUUUGACAUGCCACAUGACAUUGCCACUUCAGAAGAUGGAAAUGUAUUCGUGGGAGAUGCACAUGCCAAUUCAGUGUGGAAAUUUUCCCCUACAGAAAAACAUCGAUCUGUAAAAAAGGCUGGUAUAGAGGUUGAAGAAAUAACAGAAACGGAAAUCUUAGAAACACUUGUAAGAAGCAGACCAAAAGCAAAUGUUUCUACAGUUGUGAAGGCACAUGGACAAGAGAAACAGGCCGUUAUUGAACAAAGUGGUGUUGGAGUAUCUUUUGUUCUCAUUAUUACUCUACUAAUCAUUCCAGUUAUGAUCCUUAUUGCCAUUGCAAUAUUUAUACGCUGGAGGAAAGUCAGAAUGUAUGGAGGUGAAACAGAACACAAAUCAGAAUCAAGUUCUGGAGGAAUCUUAGGAAAACUUAGAGGCAAGUGUAUCAAUUUUUUCUUUCUCUUUCAUCACAUUCAAAGAUCACAAGUCAUUUUACUUUAUACUCCAUUUUUGUUCUAUCAAUGAAAAUAAUUUACCUGUUCUGAACAAACCAACUUUUUUUUCUUGUCAAGUUUGUUGCUGCUCUGUUGUAUAUGUGAUAAAAAAAAUUAUAGUGAACAUUUAACAAUUUUAGUUAUAAAUAAAAAAAUAUAUGCAAAUAAUUCCAAUUAUCCUAACUUUGUGAAGGAAUAAUUUAUAUUUUAUAAAAUACGCAGAGCCUAACAUCCCCCCACGCCUUUAAUAUAACCUUACUGUUUCCCAUUACUUAACAUUAUUUAUGUUUAAGCCUCAUCAAACUAAUGGUAACGGACUCAUCAUCUCUCUAUGAUUCCUGUUUCAAUGUCCGCAAACCUCCAACUAAUCCCUGUACUUUGGUUUAAUUUUCAGAUUUUUCAUCACCUUCGUCACUCAAUUUUUUUAUCAUUAAUUUAAUAAUCAUUAAUUUCCCUGAUUUAACUGACUGGCCUAUAGUUAACAGAAUCUUCCCUACUACCCUUUUUAUGAAGAGGGACUAUAUUAGCAAUUUUACAGUCUUCUGGAACAACUUCUGUUAACAGAGUAGACAUCACAGAUCAAAAGUUCCCUUAAAACCCUUCCAUGAAUAUAAUCUGGACCCACAGACUUUUCUACUUUUAUUUUUAAUAAAGCCUUUGAAACCUCUUCCUUUGUAAAAAAAGAGAAGUAUUACCCACAUUAUUAUUUAAAGUUACAUCCCUUAAUGGCAUUUCACUAUCUUUACAAUCUAUUGAGAAGACUGAGCAAAAGUAAUCAUUUAGACAGUUUGGAAUUUGUUUACCUCCUUCCACUGAUCUAUCAUCAGUCUUUAGUCUUACUAUUCCUCCCAUAGUUUUUCUCUUUUUACUGUUAUAUCUAAAUACUUUGUACUGUACACUGCACAACAUACUUUUUUAAGAAAAUAACAUUAGCAACAGGCUUUUAAAUGAGAAAAAGAUUAACUAGAUUGCUUUAUUUAUUAAUUUUAUUACAAGCCAGUAAACUCAUAUCAAAUGGAUCAAUCCACCAAAUAAAAAAGCAGCAUUGGAGAUUGGUUUAAAAUAAAAUUGUCUAAAAGGGCUUUGGAAGCAAAGGCUACUCUGAUAGAGUGAGCCGAAAAAGAUACUUCUACUCCAGCAAUGUUUAAAGAUCCAUUUAACUCGCCUAGCAAUGGUAGGAGACAGGUUUUUGAAUGGAAACAAAAGAUAUAAGGAGUUGAGAGGAAGAUCCGAGAGUAGUUGAUUAGGAAAAUAAGAAUGGACAAUAGAUUUAGAAAGACACUUAGAUCUGCAGGUUGAUCCGUUUAUAACACAGAAAGUAAGGAUUUAAUUUUACCAUUGAUUUUAGACAUAAAGGAAGAUAUUUUAGAGCUAAUUAUAUUAUUAUCAGUCUUCUGUUAAAUUAUGAUGGGAGUCUUUUGAAUGUGACAUAAUAAAGAAAAUAACCACUGACACAAAUGAAGGAGAAAUAUAAGUGAGCUAGAAUAGACUUUAUGUGAAUAAAAAAAAUGUUAUAUUAUACUAAAAAGUGGCAAAAAGGAUAAGAAUUGAGGAGAAAAAAUCAUUGAAAUAUAUGACCUGAAAUAAAAUGAAGGGAGAGUGACACUCGGUGGCGAAAAUAAAAAUAACAGGCAACGAGAAAUUAAAUACAUUUGUGAAGUGUGAGAAACUUGCAAAGUAACAAUAAAAAUUGAAGCCCACACAGACAGGAAACAAUUACUUAUGGGCGUAGAAGAACAACGUUAUUGCUGAAGUAAGGAGAGAAAUAGAGGCCGGGAAAAACAUCUGAAAAUAACAGAGAAAGAUGUGCCCGAGAAGGAGUAUGAAAA